Molecule: messenger RNA, 345 nt
Organism: Candidula unifasciata
Lineage: Eukaryota; Metazoa; Mollusca; Gastropoda; Stylommatophora; Geomitridae
Source: the annotation of a GenBank genome assembly
AUGUCUGCUCCUCACGUGCCAGCUGUCGCUGGAGGACAUCAAGAGCGUCAGAAUCGCAAACUGCUGGAACAGCUUCAGGAGCAAAAGAAAAGAUUACAGUAUGGACACCAUGGCAGCUCCAGCAGUGUGAUAAGCUCAGCUCCGAUAAUUACCAGCCCUGUAGCCUCCGUUGUAGGGCUAUCAGCAGCAGAAUAUGCCACUAUCAGCAACCCUCAGCAGAGAGCAGCAUUACAGCACGCCCAUGCAAAUUCAGUUGGAUACUUCAUUACCCAGGAUUCAUCAUUUGGAAAUUUGAUACUUCCAGUUUUGCCUCGUAUACCAGAUGUAAAGACUGAAAGUAAAUAA